AUGAAGGCACUAAUACUUACCACCGCCGAGCAUACCGCGAGGGUCGAGGAGGUCCCCAAGCCUGUGCCUGGUUCCAGCGAGCUUCUCAUCAAAGUGCACGCAGUUGCCUUGAACCCAGUGGAUGCAUUGUACGUUGCGUGCCCGCUGGCAGCACAGCCAAACGGGUCAUUGGGAUGGAUUUUGCAGAUAUCGUCGUGGGCAUCGGUCAUGACCUUCAGACCUCGUCUGACCCGAGGGCGAAGGUGGGAGCUCGAGUGGCAGGCUUCCUGCAACGAGGUGCGUUCGCAGAGUACGUCACCGCGGAGCAUGUCUCUCGAGGAGGCAUCGACUAUCCCCACCUGCGGCAUGACAGCGGCACAGGGGCUUUUCUUCCGGCUGGGUGUCCCGUGCCCCUUCUGGCCGACCCCAGAAGCUCCCCAGAGCAAGUUGGGACGACCUCUGAACGUCUUCGUAUACGGAGCUUCUUCGUCACUCGGUCUCUUCGCGGGCCAGCUCGCCAACCUCGUAAAACAGCACUCCCAGGUUCCAAUCCGACUUCUGGGUGCCGCACGAGAUUCCCACCACCAGAUGCUGAAAGAGCAUCCGUACAGCUUCGACGCGCUGUUUGACUAUCGACAAGACGACUGGCCAGAACAGGUGACCAAAUUUACAGACGGAACCGGCGUGGACUUCGUGAUGGAUUGUAUCAGUGAGGAGUCUACGGUUGAGAUGUCCUCUCGCACACUCAAUCCUACGGGGAAAUGUGCCGUAUUCCGACCACCGAAGAACAAUUAUGAUCCUGACAAGCUGCCGACGAGACUGAUAUAUGGUGCAGCCUAUGAAGCGUUCGGAGUUGCGACCGACUAUGGAGCGUUCACAUUCCCGGUCGUCCCAGACGCAAGAGAGUUCGCAGCAGCUUUUUAUCAAUAUCUAACUGACAGCGGCCGCGCGGGUCAAAUCAAGCUGAGAGGCAAUCCCGUACGGCUGAUGCCCGGAGGAUUGGAUCACAUUGCCCCCGACGGUCUGAGUAUAUUGGGCGCCGGCGUUCUGGGACAUCUGAUGAACGGAAAGCAGCAUGGGAGGACUGAAACUUACAUGAGGCCGAUUUCAGCAGAGAAGCCAGUCUACAAUAUUUCCUAG
Molecule: messenger RNA, 1119 nt
Organism: Anthostomella pinea
Lineage: Eukaryota; Fungi; Ascomycota; Sordariomycetes; Xylariales; Xylariaceae
Source: the annotation of a GenBank genome assembly